UGGGGGCAUUUCCACGGCUUUUCUCUCAGUUGAAAGUUUUCCUCCGGCCCAGAUGCUCUUCAAUUCGGUACUCCGCCAGCCCCAGUUUGGCGUCCCGAGAAAUGGAUGGUCUUCACAAUACCCUCUACAGUCCCUUCUUACUGGUUAUCAGUGCAACUAUAAUGAUGAGCACACUUCUUAUGGAGAAACAGGAGCCCCAGUUCCUCCUUUUGGAUGCACCUUCUCUUCUGCUCCCAAUAUGGAGCAUAUACUAGCAGUUGCCAAUGAAGAAGGCUUCGUUAGGUUAUAUAACACAGAAUCACAAACCAGUAGAAAGAAGUGCGUCAAAGAAUGGAUGGCUCACUGGAAUGCUGUCUUUGACCUGGCCUGGGUCCCUGGUGAACUUAAGCUUGUUACAGCAGCAGGUGAUCAAACAGCCAAAUUUUGGGAUGUAAAAGCUGGAGAGCUGAUUGGAACAUGCAAAGGUCAUCAGUGCAGCCUCAAGUCAGUUGCCUUUUCUAAGUUUGAGAAAGCUGUCUUCUGUACAGGUGGAAGAGAUGGCAACAUUAUGGUCUGGGACACCAGGUGCAACAAAAAAGAUGGAUUUUAUAGGCAAGUGAAUCAAAUCAGUGGAGCUCACAAUACCUUAGACAAGCAAACCCCUUCAAAACCUAAGAAGAAACAGAAUUCAAAAGGGCUUGCUCCUUCUGUGGAUUUCCAGCAGAGUGUUACUGUGGUCCUCUUUCAAGAUGAGAAUACAUUAGUCUCAGCAGGAGCCGUGGAUGGGGUAAUCAAAAUAUGGGAUUUACGUAAGAAUUAUACUGCUUAUCGGCAAGAACCUAUAGCAUCCAAGUCUUUCCUAUACCCAGGUAGCAGCACUCGAAAACUAGGAUACUCAAGUCUGAUUUUGGAUUCUACUGGCUCUACUUUAUUUGCUAACUGCACAGAUGACAACAUCUACAUGUUCAAUAUGACUGGAUUAAAGACUUCUCCAGUGGCUAUCUUCAAUGGACAUCAGAACUCUACCUUUUAUGUUAAGUCCAGUAUUAGUCCGGAUGACCAGUUUUUAGUCAGUGGCUCAAGUGAUGAAGCUGCCUACAUCUGGAAGGUCUCCAUACCCUGGCAUCCUCCUACUGUGCUCCUGGGUCAUUCUCAAGAGGUCACAUCUGUGUGCUGGUGUCCAUCAGACUUCACAAAGAUUGCUACCUGCUCUGAUGACAAUACACUGAAAGUCUGGCGCUUGAAUAGAGACUUAGAAGAGAAAUCAGGAGGAGAUAAACUCUCCAUAGUGGGCUGGGCCUCUCAGAAGAAGAGAGAGGCGAGAGCCGACCUAGUAACAGUGACAAGUAGCCAGAGUACUCCUGCCAAAGCCCCCAGAGUAAAGAGCAGUCCAUGCAUUUCCUCCCCAUCAUCAGCAGCUUGUGCUCCAAGCUGUGCUGGAGACCUCCCUCUUCCUUCAAAUACUGCCACAUUCUCUCUUAAAACCCCUCCUGCGAAGACCCGAUCUCCCAUCAGCAGAAGAGGCUCCGUGUCCUCUGUCUCUCCCAAGCCACCCUCAUCUUUCAAGAUGUCCAUUAGGAACUGGAUGACCCGGACACCUUCCUUAUCACCACCCAUGACUCCACCUGCUUCUGAGACCAAGAUCAUGUCUCCAAGAAAAGCCCUUAUACCUGUGAGCCUGAAAUCAUCCCAAGCAGUGGCUUGCUCUGAGUCUAGAAAUAGAGUAAAGAGGAGGCUAGACUCAAGUUGUCUGGAGAAUGUGAAACAAAAGUGUGUAAAGAGUUGCAACUGUGUGACUGAGCUUGAUGACCCAGUUGAAAAGCUUCAUUUGGAUCUGUGCUGCCUUGCUGGUAACCAGGAAGACCUUGGUAAGGACUCUCUAGGUCCUACCAAACCAAGCAAGAUUGAAGGGACUAGUAUGAGUGUCACAGAGCCUCCUUCUCCUGCCAGUCCUUAUGCUUCAGAAGGCUGUGGAACGCUACCUCUUCCUUUGGGAUCUUGUGGAGAAGGCUCUGAAGUGGUAGGCAAAGAGAAUAGCUCCCCAGAGAAUAAAAACUGGUUAUUGGCCAUGGCAGCCAAACGGAAGGCUGAGAAUUCGUCUCCACGAAGUCCAUCAUCCCAGACCCCCAACCCUAGGAGGCAGAGUGGAAAGACUUCUCCAGGCCCGGUCACCAUUACUCCCAGCUCCAUGCGGAAAAUCUGUACAUAUUUCCAUAGAAAGUCCCAAGAUGGCUACUGUAGUCCAGAACAGUCAACAGAAUUAUAG
Molecule: messenger RNA, 2245 nt
Organism: Globicephala melas (long-finned pilot whale)
Lineage: Eukaryota; Metazoa; Chordata; Mammalia; Artiodactyla; Delphinidae
Gene: DTL
Product: denticleless E3 ubiquitin protein ligase homolog
Biological process (GO): mitotic G2 DNA damage checkpoint signaling; proteasome-mediated ubiquitin-dependent protein catabolic process
Cellular component (GO): nucleus
Molecular function (GO): protein binding; protein-macromolecule adaptor activity
Source: RefSeq, a predicted model, not a curated record